This is a messenger RNA of Corythoichthys intestinalis (scribbled pipefish), 5898 nucleotides long. RefSeq names its product potassium voltage-gated channel subfamily H member 7-like. The record is from RefSeq and is a predicted model, not a curated record. The transcript is spliced from 16 exons. Gene Ontology annotation, molecular function: inward rectifier potassium channel activity. Bases 377 to 4003 code for a protein of 1208 amino acids. Gene Ontology annotation, biological process: membrane repolarization during action potential; potassium ion transmembrane transport. NCBI's taxonomy places the organism in Eukaryota, Metazoa, Chordata, Actinopteri, Syngnathiformes, Syngnathidae. Gene Ontology annotation, cellular component: plasma membrane.
UACAUACUGUAUGUAGCUGAGAAUCAACUGUGCUCUUUACAUCCAUGCAGCUUCCAUAUUAAUAAUCUGGAUCACAAAACCUUCUGCUUGAGUUCCUGCAACACUCACCAGGCAUGGAUGAAUAACUGCAUGCACUUGGCCAGGAAAAGAAGUGCUUCUCUAGAUGAAGACAGCAAAAGGAUGCAUAUGCAGUCGCUGAUAAUCCUGCCUCGGCACCGAAGUGGGAGUCGUCCAAGCGAGGUGGAGGCAACUAUAAGCCCCCCUGGGAGAGACGUCACCAGGCAGGGACGCAUCAUCGACCAGUCUCCGCGAACGCGCGCCCACACUCAACCGCCGAGGACGUCAGGAUCGCUUUCUUGUUCUUCCCCCUCCCUAAAUGCGAGAUGCUUGGCCAAAUACAAUUAAAUCGAGCAAAGCCGAGCGAGUGCGCGCGCCUUGUCAGAGAGGAAGCGUUCACCUGCUCCUGCAUCCAAGCGGGAUAAAACAAGUGGGAAGGUCAUUUAAAGUGAAGGAAGGGAGGAGAAAGGCUGCGUGGAGCUGCAGCUGGAGUGCAGCAUGCUUGUGGAGGAAGAGGGCACCGAGAACUGGCAACAUCUACCGUAAAUUUGUGAUAGCCAACGCGAGGGUGGAAAACUGUGCAAUCAUAUACUGCAACGACGGCUUUUGUGAAAUGACGGGCUUCUCCAGGCCGGACAUCAUGCAAAAGCCCUGCACCUGCGAGUUCCUCCAUGGCGACCACACGGAUCAGGAGGCCAUCGGCCAGGUGUCCCUGGCUCUGCAGGGCUCCGAAGAGCGCAAGGUGGAGAUCACGUACUACCGCAAGGACGGGUCAGACUUCCAGUGUAACAUUCAUAUCAUCCCGGUGAAGAAUGAGGAAGGUGUGGUGAUGAUGUUCAUCCUGAAUUUUGAUUACGUUUUGGAUGAUGGGAGCGACAACUCCACAGAGAAGAUAAGCCCCGCAUCGCCUACAAAGUCUGAUCAAAGGGGUCGAUUUUUCCGCUUCCGCCAGGCUGCCUUGAGCCUCAUGAAUACCAACAAGCAAUCUCUUCCACAAGAGGACCCAGAUGCUGUGAUGGUGGACCCACCUAAAGACAAUGAGGACUCAGUAGCUCUGCAAAGUUUCCCCUCACCCACAAAAAGCAUCUGUAGUCCCAUCGAGGCCAAUGACACCCACGCCCUCAUCAGCUCAAGCCACCACUCCUCGCAAACCAGCAUGGCUGCAGAGCCACUUGACCAUUCAUCUCCUAAACUCCUGUGGGAUAAGCUGUACCAGACGGAUGUGCACCAGUCCUCGAGCUCCCUGUCCAAUACCUUCCCAAGAGGAAGCGUGACGAGCAUAAGACGGGCGUCGUCUGUCCAUGAGAUUGAGGGUUACAGUUCCAGUUCCAAAAGCAUAUUCAGGGAUCGUCAUACAAAUGAAGGCCCAUUUAAUCACGUUAAGUCCAGCCUUCUGGGCUCCACGUCAGAUUCCAACAUCAACAAGUACAGCACCAUCAACAAGAUCCCACUCAUUGCGCUCACCUUCUCGGAAGGGAACGACAAGAAGACUCACUCCCCUCCAACAUCAGAAAAAACCAUCAUCGCACCUAAGGUCAAAGACAGAACACACAACGUCACAGAAAAAGUGACACAGGUGUUGUCACUCGGAGCCGACGUUCUGCCAGAGUACAAGCUUCAGACGAACCGCAUCGACAAGUUCACCAUUCUGCAUUACAGCCCAUUCAAAGCAGUGUGGGACUGGCUAAUCUUACUGCUGGUCAUCUAUACGGCCAUCCUCACGCCUUACUCUGCCGCCUUUCUUCUCAACGACCAAGAGGAACAGAGGAGGCGUGAAUGCGGAUACUCCUGCAGCCCUCUUAAUGUAGUGGACCUCAUCGUUGACAUCAUGUUCAUCAUCGACAUUCUCAUCAACUUCAGGACCACGUAUGUGAACCAGAACGAGGAGGUGGUCAGCCAUGCGGCCAAGAUAGCGAUCCAUUACUUUAAAGGCUGGUUCCUAAUAGACAUGGUGGCGGCCAUUCCCUUUGACCUGCUUAUCUUCGGCUCAGGAUCGGAUGAGACAACCACUCUAAUUGGUCUGCUGAAGACAGCAAGGCUUCUUCGCCUGGUACGAGUAGCCAGGAAGCUCGACCGCUACUCUGAGUAUGGAGCUGCCGUACUGAUGCUGUUAAUGUGCAUCUUUGCCCUCAUCGCCCACUGGCUUGCUUGUAUAUGGUACGCCAUCGGCAAUGUGGAAAAGCCUUACUUGGAGCAUAAAAUUGGCUGGCUGGACAAUCUCGGAGUGUCCAUAGGAAAGAAAUACAACUACAGCGAUCCCAGCUCUGGUCCCUCCAUCAAGGACAAGUAUGUCACUGCGCUUUACUUCACCUUCAGCAGUCUAACCAGUGUGGGAUUUGGCAAUGUUUCUCCAAACACGAACUCGGAGAAGAUCUUUUCUAUUUGUGUCAUGCUGAUCGGCUCACUCAUGUACGCCAGCAUCUUUGGAAACGUCUCAGCCAUCAUCCAAAGGUUGUACUCUGGUACGGCACGCUACCACGCGCAAAUGUUACGGGUCAAAGAGUUCAUCCGUUUUCAUCAGAUACCCAAUCCACUCAGGCAGAGGCUGGAGGAGUACUUCCAGCACUCCUGGGCCUACACCAACGGGAUUGACAUGAACACGGUGCUCAAAGGUUUUCCAGAGUGCCUGCAGGCAGAUAUCUGUCUUCACCUAAACAAUAAUCUUCUUCACAACUGCAAAGUGUUCCAAGGAGCCACCAAAGGCUGCCUGAGGGCCUUGGCAAUGCACUUCAAGACCACUCAUGCCCCUCCUGGAGACACUCUGGUCCACAGCGGCGACGUACUCACUGCCCUCUACUUCCUAUCCCGGGGGUCUAUUGAAAUCCUGAAAGAUGACAUUGUGGUUGCUAUCCUGGGUAAAAAUGACAUAUUUGGUGAAAUGAUCCAUCUGUUUGCCAAACCUGGAAAGUCCAAUGCUGACGUGCGGGCCUUGAGUUACUGUGACCUGAGCACCAUCCAGCGUGAGGAUCUUUUGGAGGUGUUGGACAUGUAUCCAGAGUUCGCCGACUACUUCUUUGCCAACCUGGAGCUGACCUUCAAUCUCAGAGAUGAGUCUGUGAAGCCUCCCAGUCCUGAGGGCUGUGACUCUGAUGGUGAAGGUACCAGGAGUAUUAAAAGAAGGAUUUCUUUCACACCAGAGCCACCUAAACUGGAAAACAAUGAAGUCAGUACAGAACUGGAAAGGGAGAGAGAGUCAAACCUGUGCCUAAAGAGAUGUUCCGAAGUCCGGGGUCCCUCGACACCUAGCAGCCCUGUUCUUGACUCUAAUCUUCUCGGACACAACGAGGUCACAGACGGCUUGAGGAGAAGUCCAUCUUUUCAAGAUCUGUGCUGUGAUAAAUGGGUGUGCAAGAAGCCUCGAGACUACCUGGAUGAGUCAGCACAGUUCCACGAGCUGAGAGGGGAAGAUAAUUCGGCCAGCGAACUUACCUACGGAGAGGUGGAACAGCGCUUAAAUCAGCUCCAAGAGCAUUUAAACAGGUUGGAGUCUCAGCUAAUGUCCGACAUUCAGACCAUCCUACAGCUGCUGCAGAGACAGCCCACGUUGGGCCCUCCAGCUUACAGCACUGUGACUGCCAGUCCAGACUAUCAUGGACCUGCUGUGAAGAUUCAGCCCGCUGCAUUGACGACGGGCCAUUUUUUCAGCCAUACUCAAAGUCAAGGUCCAAACCACAAAGUAAAGAGGGCCUUCCGGGAAUCAAAAGACUCUGUGCCGAGAUUGGCCAGCCUGACGGUGCCGGUCGAGGAUAACCUUUCAACAUUGCUUUUAAAAAGACAAAGAGAAUCACAACAACAGCAGCAGCAACAACAAGAGAUUACAAGGGAUCAACAAUCAACACUGAUCCUUAUUCCAACAUCCUCUUCCUCUUCACCUCCUUCGGAUUGCAUCCUUAAUGCCAGUGGACUCCACAGACCUGACUCGGACCAGGAGUUACCGAGGCCAUAAACCUUCAGCAUUUGUCCUCUAACCUCUGGGUUGUACUGCUGUAAUUACAUAGUAGUCACUUUUUAUCAGCAUGCUGCAACAGACAAAUAUAUAUUCAUGAUUUGCAGUUGCUUGGUAGUAUAUUUAAUGUGUUUUUCCCAUGCAUUUGAAUGAAAUACUGUUCUUGCAGUGCAAAAGUACCGCUGUCAUCUGUAUGUAGUAUUUCCAAUGUCAAUGCAGUUGAAGAGUGCAAACCACCACCAACGCCACUAUAAACCACCAACAGCCAUUCAGGUAUAUGCAAUACCUCACACAUACAUUACUGUAUGUCUGAGCAUAUGUACAAAAAAAAAGAAAUAUGCCUGUUCUUACCAUAAUGGCCCAAAUAAAUCAUAUUGCUUGAAAAAUUGGGAAGUUAGUCGGAUAGAAUUGAAAUGCGAUAGUUAAGAGGACAUAUUCACCAGCAGUCGCCUCCAAGCUGUUCUCAUGAGAAUUUAGUAGGAUUUUGUACACAAAAAAAUGCGCUUUUAAGUAGAAUAUAAAAAUAAACUCUAUGUUGAAAAGUAUUAUAAGCUGUUUUGAAAAGAGCAGAAAUAUGAAAAGUAGCAAGUUGUCUUGAGAGCAAAAUUUUAGCCAUUUUCAGGGAAAUUAUAUACAGUAUAAUGGUUAUACAAAGUCUACAGAGUUUUUCAAAUGCUAGUUUCUUGUGGUGUGACAACAACCUGAUUAGUAAAUGUGGUCUAUGGAGUAGGGUGGAAGGAUGAAAGCCUUAUAUACAGUAUCAAAGAAAAAAAAAGACAGUGAAAUCUCCCAAACACGUACUGUAUAGGAAAAAGUGUUUUUGAUAUGUAUACUUAAAAAAUAAAAUAAAAUGAAGGCAUUGGACACUGCUGACUGAAUAGAAAUGAUCAAAAUCAUAUAAUGUUAAAGAGUCUAUUCCAAAAGAAAUCUAUUCAUUGAUUUAACAUUUCUGCACUAACGGUAUUGGCCAAACAUAACAUAGUGCUUCAUUUCAUUGUACUAUUUCCAACCAAAUCCUCACUUUUUAGUGGCAAACCAGAUGAAGGGAUGGAUCUGACCUUAUCAAUAUGCUGUUCACCCAGACACAAGAUGAGCAAAUGAAAUCCAACUAUCCUGCAGGUCCAGGAUGUUUUUUUUCUUCACAUAUUUAGCGUGUAACACGAGACCCAAAUGUUUGCAUGCUAAACUACGAGUCACAAAGAAAGGAGGGGAAAAAAGUUACAUUUUUGUUCAGACAUAUUUGGAUGAAAUCAAGCCAGAAUUACUGGGCUAAAGCCAUCCAAAUAUUUUUGCAUGUAUUUGCGUAAUGCAGCAUUAAAAUUGAGGUAUGAUAACUGUUUCUGUAUCCUUGGCUGUAUGCCUGUCUUCUCUGAAGUGUGACUCAGGGGUUAUGGACAAUUGCACUGCAGUUUACAGUAUCCAGAAUACUGUAAUUGUCCUCUUUAUACAAAUGUGCAUUAUAACUUAGGUCACUGGUGUGCACCUACUGUACAUGACACUAACAUUUAUAGACGAAAGCAUGUUUUUUUUAAAUCUGUAUAGUCAUUGUUUUUGCACCAUUUGCUAGCCCAAAGUAGCAUAUAUUAUAAUGAUGUCAAUAUACUUGUCUCUUUUAGAAGGUUAGCUUUUGCACAUGAACAGCCCCUAAAUAGGGUCUCGUGCCUACAACCGCAAAUACAAAUGCUACAUCAGAUUAUUGUUAACAUAUCAACAAGUUCUUUCAUCUCCCAGCACAUUUUUGGUGGCAUUGUACAUUGACAUAUUGCUAGAGACAAAAAAAUGAAUUCAUCAUAUUGCCAGAUGUUUAAAAAAAUAUAUCUAUUUUUUUUACUGCUACGUAAGUUAUUUUAGAAAGUAGUAUAUUUGUUUUGAAACUGUCGGAUCGGCAAUAAAAG